Molecule: messenger RNA, 927 nt
Organism: Penicillium brevicompactum
Lineage: Eukaryota; Fungi; Ascomycota; Eurotiomycetes; Eurotiales; Aspergillaceae
Product: polysaccharide deacetylase family protein
Exons: 4
Coding region: 1-927 (308 amino acids)
Biological process (GO): carbohydrate metabolic process
Molecular function (GO): hydrolase activity, acting on carbon-nitrogen (but not peptide) bonds
Source: RefSeq, a predicted model, not a curated record
AUGGCACCCAAGCGAGUUCUCAUUACCUACGGCGUCGAUGUUGAUGCUGUCGCUGGCUGGCUAGGCUCAUAUGGUGGAGAGGAUUCGACAAACGACAUUAGCAGAGGAUACUGGGCGGGAACAGUUGGAACCCGGCGAGUGCUGAAGCUGUUCAAGAAAUACGACAUCAAAUCAACAUGGUUCAUCCCAGGCCACUCCCUCGAGACCUUCCCCGAGGAUAUGGCGGCAGUCCGGGAUGCAGGCCACGAGAUCGGUCUGCACGGAUACUCCCACGAGAACCCUACCGACAUGUCAAUUGAGCAGCAGCGAGAUGUUCUCGACAAGACAUAUCGGAUGCUGACAGAGUUCGCGGGAAAACCUCCUCGAGGAAGCGUAGCACCUUGGUGGGAGACCAGUCAGGAAGGAGCCCAGCUUCUCCUCGAUUAUGGCAUCGAAUACGACCACAGUAUGAGCCACGAGGACUGUCAGGCCUAUUAUUUGCGAACGGGCGACACCUGGACCAACAUCGACUACAAGAAGAAGGCAGAGGAGUGGAUGAAGCCUCUUGAACAUGGUCCGCAGACUGGGUUGGUGGAGAUCCCUUCAAAUUGGUACAUUGAUGAUCUUCCUCCGAUGAUGUUCAUCAAGAGCGCACCCAACAGUCAUGGCUUUGUCAACCCGCGGGACGUGGAAGAUAUCUGGCGCGACCACUUCGACUACUUCUACAGAGAGUACGACGAGUUUAUCUUCCCCAUCACGAUUCACCCGGAUGUUUCGGGACGACCCCAUGUGCUUCUCAUGCAUGAAAGACUCAUUGAACAUUUCAAGAAACACGAGGGUGUGGAGUUUGUGACCAUGGAACAGGUUUGCGAUGAGUUCAAGAAGAAGAACGCUCCUCCCCCAGGAGCUUUAAUGCCUGCGAAGGCCGGUGCUAUGCUGGAGAAGUAA